Molecule: messenger RNA, 2580 nt
Organism: Leishmania braziliensis MHOM/BR/75/M2904
Lineage: Eukaryota; Euglenozoa; Kinetoplastea; Trypanosomatida; Trypanosomatidae
Exons: 1
Coding region: 1-2580 (859 amino acids)
Biological process (GO): cilium movement; cilium-dependent cell motility; inner dynein arm assembly
Cellular component (GO): axoneme
Source: RefSeq, a predicted model, not a curated record
AUGAAUCUCGAUGUCGUGGACGCGACUGCCGAGGCGCUGCCCCUUGAGCUGCUCAACAACACGAACAAAGAGCUCACCGCCCAGCUCACGCGCUUUGAGCAGCAGCUGGAGGAGCGGCAGGGCAGCGUCGAAGACCAGCGGCGGCGACUGCAGUUUAUGAAGGAGCACCUCAGCAAUGUCCGAGCAGAAAUUGUCAACACACAGAGCCUCUCCGAGACAAAGAAGCGCGAGGUGGAGUCGGAGGAGAGCAUGUGCCGCGUCAUGGAGCGCGAAUGCGCGCGGCUGCAGCAGCGGCAAACGCAGCUGGAGCAAAACUCCGAGGACGUCCGAGACCGGCUGACGUCGGUACAGGACCGCAUCUUUCGUGGAAAUCUGAAGCUCGAGGAGCUCAAGACUUCACUGGACUACAACCAGGAGGAGCUGGAGCAGUGGGACGAGGCCCGCCGGCAGAAGGAGGAGGAUGAGCUCGCCAUCGCGCAGUACUCCAAGAUGGAUGAGACAAAGGUGAAGCAGCUCACCCAGCGCAUCGAGAAGCUCGAGAACGGCGUGCGGAAGCAGCGCAAGCAGCUUGACGAGGAGGUGCUGGCCACGCAGCACGUGCAGGGGGAGCUGGACCGUGUCGCCAACGAGUACCGCAAGCUUCACGACGACCGUAGUGGCAUACUGGACGAGUGGGAGUUGGUGGUUCGCACCAUCGCCGAGCGUGACGAGGCCAUCCGCAUCGCGGCAGAGCAGUACGCCGAGGGCGUUGCCUGGAUUCUGCAGCGGCAGCAGCUCAAGAAGUCGCUCUCGGCCUCACUGGAUGAGGCGCAGGAGGAGACGGAGGUGAUCAACUACACCAUCCAAGAGCGCGAAAAGACGUCGCACAAGCUGCAGGAGGCGGUGCCGGUGCUGACCCAGCAGGUGCAGAGCGUACAGGAUGAGGUGGAUGCCCUGCGCGAGAAGGCGUCGCGGGCCACGCGGGACAAGCGGGCGGUGAUCCUGCAGCUGGAGGAGACCAUCACAGAGAUCGAGCGCCGGAAAAGGGAGCUGGCAAUGACCGAGAAGGGCCGAACCACUGCUGCGGAGAAGCUGAAGGAGGAGGAGAUGACUGCCAACGACCUUCAGAAGCAAGCCCAGUUUAUUGCCCAGCUGCUGAAGGACGCCGAGAUGGCCUCCCACAAGAUCACCAGGGAUAUUGAGCAGCUCAAGACGACGACCUUCAGGGCGAACCAGGAGCUUGCUAAGGUGCGCGCCGCCCAGACGACGAGCCUGAGCGAGAUCAGUGGGGCACAGGCACAGGGCAAGAACUACAAGGCCAAGAUCGAUCAACUCGAUGGCGAAUCCUUUGCUCAGCAAGGGGUGCUGUACAACAUCGAGUUCAGUGUUCAGCAGAUAGAGAAGCGUGUCAGUCGUGCCAAGGGCGAACGCACCGAGGAGGAGCGGAAGGAGCUGCGCAGAAAGAUCGAUCUUCUGCAGACCACACUUGACGAGCUCGAGAAGCAAAACCGAAUUCUGCAGAACCAAGUGAAGCGGGUGCGAGAGGAGAUGCGGAAGUCGUCCAUUCUGAUCGAGAAGUUGGAGGCGACAAAGAAGCGGUCUCUCGAGGAGGUGUUAGAGAUGGACCUGCGUUGCACACACAGUGACCGUGAAGAGAAGCAGCUGGAGAAGCAGCGUGAGGACCUCCUCAUCAAGGUGGACACGUUAGAGCUGCAGCUGGGCCGCCUGCGCAACUUGCUAAGAGUCAAGGACGCAGAGUUGCUCACGUUGGAGGAAAAGAAGCGUCAACUGGAGGCUGACGUGGCGGAGCGCGAGGCGGAGAUUGAGGUGCAUCACCGUCUGCUCAGGAUGGAAGCGAAGCUGGCGGAGGAAGAGCGCAAGCGCCUUGUGACGGAGCUGCUGGAGCGUCAGAAGAACUUGACAGCGGUGAAGAACAGGCAGGAGGUGCUUGUAGGUCGCAUGGACCCGGCACAUGCGCGACUGUCGCAGGUCCAACUCGUUAUUGCGGCAGCGAAAGAGCGCGAGGACCUCCAGUACCGUGGGGACUCCCUUGAUGCGCGCAUCCGUCGCAUGGAGAAGGAGAUGCUGAAGCUAGAGAAGACGAUCGCUAUCAUCAGGGCAAGCAAUGAGCAGUACAGGCACCAGUUCGACAAGGUUUCUGACAAGGACGAGGAGGUGCAAACGCAGAAGGCCCUAAAGAACAAGUUCAAGGAGCUCAAGAGCGCGAUAAGCCGCCGCACUCUGGAGGUAAACGACUUUCAGGCCACCACACGCAACAAGCAGGAGGAGCUGCGGGCACUGCAGUUUGAGAAACAGCGUGUUGGGCACAUGCAGGAGCAGCUGUUGAAGGAGUAUGAAGCUGUCACGCAAGACAUUCUAGCGUUGCGUGAGGCCGCCAUUCGCUAUGAUCAAGCCAUCGAGAAGGCCAAGGGGAACGUCGAUGCAGCUGUGGUGGGCGAUAUCGAACUUGUUUGUACACGCGAGAGGCUGGACAACACCAUCGCUCAGCUUCUCUCUCUCUCCCGAGAGGCUGGUGAGGAGGUGCUCGAUGUGGUUAAACAGAUGCUCACUGCCCAUCAGCUGUCCAUCGAAGGUGCCUAG